Molecule: messenger RNA, 582 nt
Organism: Geodia barretti
Lineage: Eukaryota; Metazoa; Porifera; Demospongiae; Tetractinellida; Geodiidae
Source: the annotation of a GenBank genome assembly
AUGGCACAUCUUGAACAGAGUGCUGCUGAAGCUGCUUGGAAUGUAUUCCGCACCCAAUCGCCGCUUGACGCUGCCAACUACAUCCGUCAGGUUGCUAGGAAUGUGGAGGCACGCACCAUGCUCCGCUCCACGCACUCCGCAUUAGACGCUCUUGACAUCGAAGCCGCCAUGCACGGGACCGGCAUAUCUCUAGGAGUAAUGGCAGUGGAUGAGGCUGCGACCGGCGAUACACUGGAAUCCGAGCGCGCUGAGUUGCGCCAGCAGGCAAUCACUGCGGACAUCGGAAUAACCGGCGUGGACUACGCAAUCGCGGAGACUGGUUCCUGCGUACUUCUGCCGCGCAAAGGCGUCAGCCGCGUCGUUUCGCUGCUGCCUCCCGUCCACAUCGCGGUCGUCGAAUCUGGCCAGGUUCUACCCAGCUUAGACGAGCUGUUUACUCUCCGCAGGCAGGACUUCUUGACUGGCGAUCUUGGCAGCUACAUGAACCUCAUCAGCGGCCCAAGCCGCUCCGCAGACAUCGAGUAUCAGCUUGUCACGGGAGUACACGGUCCCGGGGAAGUCCAUAUGAUCCUUCUCGGUUGA